Molecule: messenger RNA, 1614 nt
Organism: Penicillium salamii
Lineage: Eukaryota; Fungi; Ascomycota; Eurotiomycetes; Eurotiales; Aspergillaceae
Source: the annotation of a GenBank genome assembly
AUGUUGACAAGCCAUCACUUCAAGUUUUUCAUUGUCAUUGUUAUAUACGCGGUCUACCUCAGAUUAAGGCAUGAUAUAGUCUGCGUUAAUGCUUUGACUUGUUUUGUCUUGUGUGCAGCAUGGGCUUUAUCGGAGUUAGUUCUUCGACUCUUUCUAUAUCCACGAUUCCUCACGCCGUUGAAACAUGUACCAACCCCAAAGAUUCGACACUGGUUGACUGGCAACAUGAAGUCCUAUUUUAUUGAGCUGCAAGAUGGGAUGAUGCAACACUGGAUAAGGACUGUUCCAAAUAAAGGCCUAAUCCGUCUCUACAUUGUUGGGAAUUUUGAAUGGCUAUUCCCCACUAAUGUUGAGGCGCUGAUGGAAAUUCUUGUCAAAAAGAGUUAUGACUUUGAGAAACCAGAAUUCAUUGAACAUGUGUUGAAGCAGAACAUUGGAGACGGCCUUGUGCUCGCGAAAGGAGAUGUGCAUAAAGCUCAGCGCAAGAUUCUUCUUCCUGCGUUCUCGUCCCGUCAAAUCCAAAAUCUUCGAUCUGUGUUCUGGUCAAAAGGAGUACAAAUGGCCAAGAUGAUUGAUAAACAUCUCUCAAGCAGAGAUACAUCCAAUAACUCCAUCCAAAUAAGCGAAUGGUCUGAUCGUGUGACCCUUGAUAUCAUCGGGAAAGCAGGAAUGGGAGUCGAAUUCCGCUCUUUGGAAACCCCUGGGAAUGCACUCACUCAAGCAUACCACAAGCUGGCAAUGCCCUCAGCGAGUGAGAAGUUGCUUAUCGUUCUGUGCGUCGCUCUCUCCUGCCCGAAACUCAUCUACAAAUUUCCAACCAAGCGCAACCGGGAGAUCAAUGAGGCCCGCCAAAUUGUUCGUGAUGCGGCGAGAUCUGUGAUUGAGCAAGGUAAGACCAACAAAUCGUCGCUCGAAGAACCGCAAAAUAUACUUUCAGUGGCUAUGCACAACGGUAGCUUCUCCGAUGAAGGUCUUGUUGAUCAAGCCAUGAAUUUCCUCAGCGCUGGGCAUGAGACGGUGUCCUCAGCUUUUCAGUGGUCGGUGUACGCCCUUUGCAAGCAUCAAGAUAUUCAAUUGAGGUUGCGGGAAGAAAUUCGGGCCAAUCUUCCGCCCCUUUCAGCGGAACCCACUCAAAAUCACGACCUAAGCCUCAAGAAUCUCCCUUAUCUGAAUGCUUUCUGCAGUGAAGUACUCAGAUUUUACCCACCGAUUCCCAAGAUAGCCCGAAGAGCUGUUCGCGACACGUCAAUCGCUGGCGAGUUCAUUCCCAAGGGCAGCCAUGUUGUAAUCUCCCCUCGGAUUAUGAAUCGCAUGCCUGAGCUGUGGGGAUCUAACGCUAGUGAUUUCAAUCCGGACCGUUUUAUGGCUUCGGGAACUCCAACCGAGGAUAAUACGUUUUCUAAUCAAUCUUUCAUGACAUUCCUCCAUGGGCCUCGCAGCUGCAUUGCGCAAGGGUUUGCUAAGGCGGAGCUUGCUUUUCUGGUUGCUUCGAUAACUGGACGCUUUCAUAUGGAGCUACAGUGCCCCGACGCCGAGCUUCAAAUCACCGAGGCGACGACGAUGGUACCCAGCGAUGGCGUGAUGGCAAGAUUUACCCCGCUAGAUGGCUGGUAG